AUGUUAGCUCAAGAUUUCCUGAAGAAGGAUGAUCGUGGCUUUCUAUCAACUUCUUCCAAGUCAGCAUUUUACUUCGGUCUAUUAGUAAUUGUCAAAUUUCUCCGCUGCAUUGGAAUAUUUAUUAUUGAUAUAUUAGCUAAGCAAGUUCACGUUGUUGGACUGCUUUGGCUUUUUAAAUUGGUUGCUUCAUGCAUUCUCAUUCCGUUUCAAAAGCCAUUCAACAAUGGGAAACCGUUGAGAAGGGUUUUGGGCAUCAGGAUAGCACAGUUAGCAUUGUGGAAUUGCUUAAUUGAAGUAAUAUGGUUCUAUGGUAUUACUUUUUGUGGACCUUUAAGAUCCAUAUUGAUAUUUGAACAAAGUCCAUCCGUUAUAAUGGUUGCUUUGUUAACUUUAUUGAAGGGAAGCAAUUCAUCAUCAAAAACUCGUGGAGUGAUUGCACUCUUAUUGGGUUAUCUUUCCUUGAUUUUGAUGGAUAGCGAUGCUACUGUCGAGGCAGAUCAUAAAUCAUCACAUGGUCAUCAAAGUGUUUUGAAUCAUUUAUUCUAUCAUUUUAUUCAUAAUUCAGGAGUUUCGGACCAUAAGGGAGGUAUUAUUUUAUUGAUGCUUUCGGUCUUGAUAAGAAUGGCUUAUGAUUCGUCGUUUCGCCAUUUAGCAGUUGAAAUUGGUGGAUCGAAAAGACUCUAUUCGUUGGUGACACUUUUCUCUGCGAUAUUUUUAGCACCAGGAGCGAUUCUUGCUUUUGCUGCGGGCAAGGCAUAUAUUACUUCUUUUGUCGAUUUUAUUCUUUUGUUGUUUAUGGGGUCAGCAUUUGUAAUGGUUUUCGAUUUCUAUACAGAGUCGUUUUGUUUUCAGCAUGUAGCUGAUCCGGUAUUAUCAUCAGCACGAUGGAGUCCAAUGUUAAUGUUUAUUUGUGCCUUUUUGUUCGCUUCCGCUUGGUAUACGGAUGAAAGUUACCAUGCACCUGAUGCUCACGUUAUUUCAGGUGGAGUAUUGUUGACGCUGUUUUGUUUCAUUAUCGCUUGUUUCUCCUUAACAUCCUCGACCAGUCCACGUUCCAGAGGUGGGUAUUAUGUUGGUUUAUCGGAUAGUGGAAUACCACUAUAUACUUAUGGCGAAGCAUUUUUGCAAAAAACUUCAAGAUCAGUAAUACUGUCGAUCAAGGAAACUUUAGCAGAAAUAUUGACGAAUACUGAUUCGCGUAGAAUUUUUUGGUUUCUCUGCGCUAACUUGUCAUUUUGUGGAAUUGAAUUUUUAUACGGAUUCUGGACGAAUAGUCUUGGACUGAUAUCCGAUGGUUUCCAUAUGCUUUUCGAUUGCUCUGCACUUGUAAUGGGUCUUGUUGCUUCUGUGAUGUCACGAUGGUCUUCUUCAAAAUAUUAUUCUUACGGAUAUGGGAGAGUGGAAGUAUUAUCAGGAUUUAUAAAUGCUUUAUUUCUCAUUGUUAUUGCUUUUUUUAUAUUUCUGGAGGCGCUAGAACGGUUAUAUGAUCCACCAGAUAUCAGCACUGAUAAACUAAUGAUAGUGGCAGUUGCUGGUCUAAUAAUAAAUAUGUUUGGUAUGUUCGCAUUUCAUGGUGCAACACAUGCGCAUUCUCAUGGAGAUGAUGGCAGUCAUUCGCAUAAUGAUGUUUCGCGUUCACAUUCACAUUCACAUUCUCAUUCUCAUUCACAUUCUUACUCCCAUUCACACGGAGAAGCAAAUACUAAUAUGCAAGGUGUUUUUCUACACGUCCUUGCUGACACACUUGGUUCUGUAUUUGUGAUAAUCAGUACCCUUAUGAUUCAAUAUUUUGGUUGGAAAUGGGUCGAUCCAUUAUGCUCGUUAAUUUUAUCGAUGCUUAUCCUUUGUUCAGUAAUACCGUUACUGAAGCAGUCAAUGGCUACGUUGAUGCAAAAUAUUCCACUUCAAAUAGAAGAAGAGUUUGAACAUAUUCUACAUGAGAUUUUAAACAUCGAGGGUGUCAUAUCCUACUCAAAUGUACAUUUAUGGCAACUCAAAUCUGUUUUCAAUAUAGCAUCGUUGCAUGUUCAAGUGAACGAUAGUGCAAACGAUCAAAUUAUACGACUAAAAGUAUUGAAAAAUCUAAAAUCGAUUAAUAUCACGCAAGCAUCUGUUCAGGUUGAAAAAGAAAAUUUUUUCCAACGUAUAUCUGUUCUUUGUCCGUCGUAUAAAAUUCCGCAACGUAUAACAAAAGGAUGGGACAACAGUGAAGAGCUAUUCACAUCAUUGAAAUUACAGCUCUGCGAAGCAUAA
Acanthocheilonema viteae is the source of this 2253-nucleotide messenger RNA. NCBI's taxonomy places the organism in Eukaryota, Metazoa, Nematoda, Chromadorea, Rhabditida, Onchocercidae. The record is from the annotation of a GenBank genome assembly.